AUGGAUGAAUGGAACGUCCUAACUGCAACGGCAACGCAGCUUAGCCAAUUGCUGUAUUGGGGCGACACUACUAGUGUGGAUAUCGUCAAGGCCUACCUCGCUCAAAUCGACCGGCACAAUAGAGCUGGCUUGAACCUGCAUUCAUCUCAGGGCAAGACCCGCAGUCCACUUCAUGGAAUUCCGAUUAUCAUAAAAUAUGCGAUCAUCACGUCCGAGUCCCUAGGUUUACCUACCACGGUCGGCGCCGCUGCGUUCAAAGACACAUAUGGACGGAAGAACGCAUGCAUCAUAGAUAUACUCCUAGACCACGGCGUGAUCAUUUUCGUCAAAGCCAGUCUAACGGAAUUCUGCGGCCUGAAGGCGACGUGCAUGACCGCCGGUUGGUCAGCAGUAAAUGGACAAACUCGGUCCGCUUAUAUCAAGGGUGGUUUUCGAUCGGACGACCUGUUCAUCGGUCGCUCUGGACCGGGAGGCUCCUCGUCCGGGUCUGCAGUGGGUGUUUCAGCCGGCUGUGCGCCGUUAUCGCUGGGGACGGAAACUUCGGGUUCAGUCUGCAUGCCGGCAAAUCGGGCGGGAUUGUACUCUAUCAUUGCCACUCGCGGGAGUGUCCCAAUGGACGGAAUUUUUCGCUUAAGCAAAGACUUUGAUAAGUUGGACCUGGGUCUGUUGAUGCCACUGCUCAAUGGCACGCGCUUGGUGUCUGCAAAGUGGAGCGACGUCUCGGUCGGAUUUGUCGAUCCAAUUGUAUGGGAUGCGUUUGGAUUCCAAAAGAGCCAGGACAAAUAUGUGGAAAGUCAAAUUAGAGCGCAAAUAACUCUCCGAGGAGGCCGGGUUGUCUACCCCGUAGAUUUGCCGACAAUGGAGGGCCUUCGCUUUGAAGGCAAAAGCGUAAACUAUACUGUUGCAUGUCACAUCAGUUCCGGAUUGAUCCAAUACAACGGAGAACAUGCAUCUUCUGCCAUGCCGCAGCCACAUACAGAUCAAAAUGACCUCGAGGAGACCCUCAAAUCAACAUUGACAGAAGAGAAAGCUACGGCAGCCAAGGCCUACGCUCAACACUUGGCCGGUCCCGACGGCAUCGAUGCGACACUGCAGGAAAAUCAUAUUAACCUGAUAAUUGGGCCAGGUGAUUGUGCAAUUUGUGCAGUGGCGGCUCUUGCGGGUUAUCCCACUGCCAUGGUUCCACUUGAUCGCUUGGAAGGUCCUGGUGGGCUGGGCCAGCCUCAGGGGCUAAUGCUGAUAAACAGUGCGGGUGGUGAAGCACAGAUCCUGGCAUUCAUGCAGUUGUGGAAACAGGUUGUGGGUGAUUGGAAAGUCCCCCCUUUACUGCUCUAA
Messenger RNA from Aspergillus eucalypticola CBS 122712, 1335 nucleotides. Its product is annotated as amidase. The record is from RefSeq and is a predicted model, not a curated record. Bases 1 to 1335 code for a protein of 444 amino acids. Lineage: Eukaryota; Fungi; Ascomycota; Eurotiomycetes; Eurotiales; Aspergillaceae. The transcript has 6 exons.